UUUCAACAGAUGUACAAUACUGAGACUAGUCCCAAGGCAACUGCAUUACGUUCAAGAUCUAAUACUAUAUAUACCGAUAUUAGUAAUACAAAUUCAACCGUAAGCAGUGGAAGCAAUGGAACCAAAAAGAAUAGAAAGAAUUUAGUAUUAUCAACCUCAUUCUUAUCUACCAAGAGACCUGACAAUGGCCCUAUAUCUCCAAACAGUCCUUUACAGGGGAAAUGGAAGAAGAAUUCACUAAAUAAGAACCUUGUGAAGAUAAAGAAUGAUAUUAAUCAAUUGAAUCAAACUUUAUACCAAACGAAAAAGAAAAAGAAAGAUGCAGAGACAUUAUUGAAAUCCACAUCAUUGAAUAUUUAUACAGGUACUUAUUCUACAAGCCAUUUAGAGAAGCAUUCAAUGAGGAUAAAGGCUAAUACACAAAUUAGAGAAUUAGAUAAUUCAAUCAAGAAAUUAGAGAAACAAAUAUCCGAAUCCAAACUUCAGUACGAGGUCACUGUAAAAUCGAUAGAACCUCACAAUGCUUUAGAUGGGAACUUUCUGAACUCUGCAAAUACAUCAAGAGAAGAUUUAAUAUCGCAUAGUUAUGAAGAUGAAGGUUAUGAUACAGAAUUUGAAAGGCCGGAUACUUCAGAUAUAAGUUUACGUGAAAGCUUGCAAAGGAAAGAUGCUAUAUCGUAUGAUUCAUUAAUACCUGAUGAAGAUUUAAAUAUCGGAGAUGAUGAAUUUACAUAUUCUAGGAAAUACUCCACUGAUGAAUACAUUGCAGCAAAUAGAGAAACUGCCAUAUGGUUAAUAAGUGACUACAUGCAAAGUUUACAAACAUCAAAUACUUCAGUGGACUUUAUCAUUAGGAAGGCUAAUGAUUUUGUAACAAUUUUAAGGGACCAUCCAGAAAUUAGAGAAGACUUACUGCUGACACCUUUUCUUCCAACUUUGCAGCAAUUGCUACUAAAUGACGAUAAAUUUGUCGUUUCAGCUGCAUUUCGUAUAUGUAGGUAUUUGGUAGAUGGUCCACAAUUUAUAGAAACUCUAAAAAAGUUGGAGAUUGAUGCAUUCAUUGUAAUAUCUUUGGGAAAGGAAAAUAUAUUUCAAAUCGAAAGGGAACAAGCAUUGAAGCUUGCAAGAACGUUUGGUGAGCAUAAAAAACUUUCAAAAAGCAUGCUACAAGCACUCAUUAGUUGCAUCGAAAAGCCCGAAGAUUCUUUAAAGAAUAUGGCAUUGGAGACUUUAUUAGAAUUAUGUUUCAUUGAUCCAGAAUUAGUAACAGAAUGUAAUGGUAUUCGAGUAUUAGAGAAUCUAUUACAAGAUUAUUCUUCAUUUUCCUUAGCCAAGAUUAUCUUAGAUACAAUUUUACAAUUGAUAUCAACUCAAGAAACAAGGAAAUAUUUUUUAAAAGAUUUCUCUAUAUCAGUGUUGGCUACAACAUUUUCUGAUACCAACACAAAGUCAGCAUCAAAUGUGGAAAGGUUACAAAACUCUGCAAUAUUAAUUUCUAAGGCAUUAAAAAAUGCAGAUGGAUGCAGGUUAUUCUCAAUUAAUAAUUUCAAACCAUUAAAAGAUUUAUUAUCAUUUUUUGAAAUACCCCUAUGUGCAUCAUAUUUGGUAGAUAUCUUCCUUGAUGUUCUCCGAAUUAAGCCAUUACAAUACAAAUUCAAAUCGAAAUCUACGCAGAUAAUUGGAUACCCUGCGUCAUCAUAUCAAAAAGAUUGCAUUCCAAUAAACCAAAAUGUGGCGCUAUUAAUAUUGAUUUUGAAUAAAAGCAAUUUUGUCAAUCAAUUACUAAAGGUUAUCAAUAACAAUAAGAUCGAUGAAUACAAAGAUACUUUGGUUAAUAAAGCAAGAUAUUUAUUGAUUGAAUAUUUAAAUUUGGCAGCUAACUUAGUUGAUGCAGAAUUGACACUUUUCAAUGACGUUAUACCGAAGGGUGAUGUAUCAAUAUUUAGGGAAACAUACCAGUUUGGUAAGAUAACCUAUAUUUUAAAUAAGAAUAGGAAUACUUUAGGCUUAGAAAAGAUAAAUUAUACUGAUAAUAUUCAAAAAAUUUCACAGGAUAUCAAGGCAAAUACAUUAAUACGACAAGUCGAUGACUUAAAGUUUAGAAGAAUGGUAUUUGAUUCAAAAGUUUUACAGGUGAAGGAUUUUUCAUUAUGGAACUGGAAUGUUAUCCAAGAGCUUUUAGAAGGUCCAUUGACCAACGCAAGGCAAUUAGAAGAAUUGGGUAAAACAAAGUUUAUAAGGAAAUUGUUAGUCUUUUAUAGACCAUUAAGACAAAGGUUUUCGAAUGUCGACAAGAAAUCAAGAUUAGCCCAAAAAUAUAUUCAAGUUGGAUGUAAGUUUUUCAAAAUGCUGACAUUAACAUCAGAAGGUAUGAAAAUACUUAUGGAUGAUAAUAAAAUCAUACCCCAAUUAGCUUCCUUACUAUUCCGUGCAAUGGAAGGUAAAACCGAUGGAAAUAUAUUUAACGAGAUCUCAUUGAAGACAAAAACAGUCGUCGGCUAUUUCAAAUUUAUUGGUGUAUUAACAAAAUCAUUAAAUGGUACCAAAGUAUUAGAUAAAUGGAAUUUUUUUACAGUUAUCUAUAAAAUGUUUCAAAUUGAGAACAAAUUGUCUUUCACAUAUUUAAUGUAUACCUUACCAGAGAUAGAUUUAAGAUUUUCACCACAUUGUCGUACAAUUAUGGGUAAGGCUUUGGUUAUAGGAGAUGAACAAAUAAGAUUAAAUUCAACACAGUAUAUGAGUAACAAUUUAAAAGAAAUUACCGAGAUGAUUAAUAACCAAGGACAGAAUAACAAUACCAAAGAGGCUUUGACACCUAAAUUGUUGUUAGAAUAUAACUCUUUACAACAAUAUAUGCUAGAGAUGUUGACAAGACAAUUAUUCGAUUUAUCACCAAAAGUUGUCGCAGUUGCUGAUCAAUCAUUAUAUGAACAUGUAGUUAGAGAUGAGAAUACUUCCACGGAAGUUGGUACCUGGCUAAGAACUUCAUUAAACCAAAUGGUAUUUAUCAGUUCACCUAUUUUAUUUGAACUAAUGAGUUCAAAAUAUGGGUUCCAAAUCCUAAAUGAGAUCCAAUAUAUUGAACAUGAGAGGGAGUCAUGGCUUUUGAAUAAGAACCUUGAAUAUGUUAGUAUAGUUGAAGAAUUCAUUGACAAUUUCCAAACGUUUGGCAACAAUAAUGUUUAUAAUUUUGAGGUUAGUAAUCGAUUACCAUUACAUUUCUACGAAAGUUUAGCGAAGACAGACGACGGUAUAAACCUUUUAACAACAAGUGGCGAUCUAGUAAAGUUUAUGAAUGUUAUCAAGAAGUAUAGGACUGAAUUAAAGAAUGGCGAUAAAGUCAAUGAGUCUCUAGAAGAUAUUAUAGAAUUAAAGUGUUGCAUAUGGUGUUGUGGGUACAUAGGAUCUACGCCAUUGGGUAUUGGCUUAAUUGAUAAUUAUUCAAUCGUUGAAGAUUUUAUUACGUUAACUUAUGAGGCGACGGUAACAUCAGUUCGUUCAACUGCAUUUUACGCAUUGGGGUUAAUCGCUAAAACUAAAGAAGGGUGUGAAAUUCUAGAUGAGAUGGGAUGGAUUUGUAGUUAUAAUGUCUUUGGAGAACCAGUUGGCAUAGCUACUCCGAAACGCAUUGAUUCUUAUUUAUCAUACAAAGAAAGCCAAUGGAAGAUACAUGAUACGUUUGAAGAGAGCAUGAUAUCCUUUGAUAUCAGUAGUGGUAAUCUCGUCGAAGAAGAAAAGAUAGUACCCAUCAAGAUAAAUUUAGACGACAUGUUAACUGAAAAAUAUAAGAACGAGAAUCCAUUAAUUGAGAACAAGGCUAUCAAGAGUGGCAAACGUAUAAGUAGUAGCAAAAAACUGGCUGAGAUAGAAUCAGACACAGGAGGAUAUGAUAAAAUAAUUGAUAAAGUGGUGGAAAGCGUCUGUGAAUUGAGCAAUCAUAUAUUGAUGAAUAAAGCGAUCAAAGAAAUUGGUGAAUUGAAAGAAGAAUAUGAAAUAGUAUUUGAAAAUUAUAAGAUGUUUUAUAAGAUAUUUGAAUUAAUGACAAAGUUUCGAUUUAAACCUAAUAUUCGCAAAUUUUUAUUCAAUUUAUUUAUCAAUAAAAAGUCCUUGAAGAAUGCAAUUGCACAGUCAUCUCAAUAA
Messenger RNA from Vanderwaltozyma polyspora DSM 70294, 4140 nucleotides. It is a transcript of the gene TSC11, whose product is annotated as TORC2 complex subunit TSC11. The record is from RefSeq and is a predicted model, not a curated record. The annotation marks the transcript as partial. Gene Ontology annotation, cellular component: TORC2 complex. The transcript has a single exon. NCBI's taxonomy places the organism in Eukaryota, Fungi, Ascomycota, Saccharomycetes, Saccharomycetales, Saccharomycetaceae. Gene Ontology annotation, biological process: TORC2 signaling.